AUGGCUGUAUUCCAACCAACCCGUGUAUCUUCCCCGUCGAGGUCUCUGGCCAAACUUAAGACGGCGGAAUCCUCUAUGUCCACAAGUUCUAUGGUUCCAGAGCUCAAAGAUCUCUCUGCCGAAGAUGUUGAACUUCUCGAUGCCGUUAUACAGCGUGCUGGUCCCUCUGCCACAACUUUCCUUACCGUCUUCAAGGCGUACAGUGAAAUCUUGAACGAACGUGGUCUAGAUCCUCAUGAGGUUGUUUGCUACGGAAAACUUCUGAAGCUUGGAACGUUGAAAGGAAAGAACUGGGGAGACAAGUGGAAGAUGAUCAAGGACCAAUACAACUCCGUGAGUUCAGUCCCCAAGACGGUCGCAAACCUCACGGACUUGAAGCACGAUCGAACAUCGACGCCUACCACCAUGUCCAGCUUCAAACCACCUUUAUACCCCCCGUCUAAUGAUUCGGAAACUCUCAACUCGCACGAGAAUGACAGCGUUCAACUUAACGCAGACGUCGCGUUGAUCGACGAGUCGAAGCAUCCCCAUGUGCGCAGAGCUUUCAGGUCAAUUCCUCAAUCACGACGUUCUCAUUAUUCAGAAGCGACGCUGAAUGAAAAUGGUUUACCCCAUACUUUCAUGCCCCGAAGGCCUGUGGUCCCUCUUGAUUGCAAUGCAUCGGUUUCAGGAGUGUCCGACGUUUCGGAACCCGUCCCUCGUGUCAUUCCUUCACAGAUCCCACCCAUCGGCUUCCACAAGCCACCCCCGUUGGAAAGGCUCGACACAGUCCGCGCUCAACGCAACAUGCCACCUCAGAUCACGGCUGACGUUGCACGUAAAGCCAUCGCACAAGCACGGAAACGCAAGGGCAGCGUGGUAAACGAAGAUGACGCAUGGAGAAAAAUCAAAUUUCAACGCGACGAAGAGGACGCCGAUACAUUUCGACAGGAUCGGCUGUUGGAGCGGUGUUGGGAAAUAUGGAAACAGGGAUUUCAGUGGAUCAUUACAACCAAUAUUCAAAUAUCUGAAGCUCGCGACAACCUUCUUCUGCGUUUAUCGCUUCAACGCUGGCAGAACAUCGCCACUUCACAUCGAGACCUCCACACUCGUAUUGCUCGGCUUGCCGACGAUCGUUACACAAGGACUGCAUUUCAUAAAUGGCAAAAGAAGCUCAAAGAACGGCGCCAAGACAAGUGGCGGCAUGAAAUGCGAAUGAAAAUGAAGCACAUCAAGGAAAGGGGAGAUCUCGAGCUCAAAAAGGACGCAUGGGCUAGAUGGCGACAGCUACAUCGAUCACGUCUAGCAUCGCAACAGUACUCGCACCAUCUGCUAUUUCGCUGCUACGCACGGUGGAAACAAAGGCUAUGCAAUCUCGAUGCAUUUGAGGCUACUGCAGAUGCGGUUUCGAGGACGGCCGUACUGAAUGACGCCAAAAAGUGCUUUGUUGCUUGGAAAAAGCUCGCCAUUUUGCGGACUAUUGAAAGGCAUGUUGUAGAACAGGUCAAUAUGAGGAUCACAUGUGACAUUGUGGAUAAUUGGAGAAGACGAAUGCAAGAUGAUCGACGUGCGAAGGAAUAUCAUACCGUUUGGAUCAUGAAACGCGCUCUGCUUUCCUGGAGAUCAUCUUUGACUCAGAUAGGCAUUCUAGAGAGACGCGCCACGAAACACAUUGCUCGUUCUAAUGAUCUUUUGUUGCGCGCCAUACUUCGUGUAUGGGGAGCUCGCGAACGAGGGAACUUACUCCUUCGUGUUAAGCUUACCCGGCUUUUGAAAGUAACAUGGGGAGCUUGGCAAACGCAACUCAAUCAGCGGAAAGAAAAUCAAGACCGUGCCGUCGCAUUUUCUCUACGCCCUAACUCACAACUUGCAUCGACCUUCAUACGACGUUGGAUGCGUGUCUAUGAAACACAUAAACAUGCGCAGAGCUUUGCUGUGCAAUAUGACGCCGCUCAAGUCCGGGAUAAGACCGCUCUGUACUGGCGUGUUCUUCUCCGAAAGAAGCUUAAGAUGGCCAAGACUGCUCGUCUCGCAGCACGGUAUUUCGCCGUUCGACAGGCCUGGAAGGUCUGGAAGGAGCGGUUAGAGGAGUUGAAGCGACAACAGCAAUUAAAACAAAUCUUGAUUGCGAAGAAGAAAGCGAUCUUUGAUGCUUGGUUAAAUCGAUAUCGACGAGAGGCAAGUCAAAAGCGCUCUUACGCUGAGAUGCAAGAGCGGAUAUCUAAACGUAUCAUACACAAUGCCCUUACUUACUGGACUAACCGAGUCGUUGAAGUGAAGCUUCGGGCGUUAGAGGUCGCUCAAAAAUAUGACAUCGUUGUCCAAACGUGGGUCGAACGUGCUGCUUUUCAGAAGUGGAAGAAAUUGUGUGUGCGUCAUGCUGAGGAGCUCAGUUUGAUGGAGAGUUAUCUUUUCGUCAAGCGCGAAGAUGUCACUCGACGCAUGUUCCACCGCUGGUUCGCCGCAGCACGUUCCACGCGUCAUCGGCGAUUAACACUGCAACGAAAGGAAGACCAAAUGAAGCUUGCGACUAUUACCUUUGUUUGGGACAAAUGGAGAGAUCAAUUUAUCAGCGAAAAACUCCGGCCUAUGGAGUAUGAUGUUAUCCUGCAAAAUCAGAAGAAUCUGAUGUUUUUGUCCUUUGGGAUAUGGCUUGCCAAGACAAAAUCCCUCCCUGCUAUUCGAUUUCACGCCAAUCAUACCAAGUUCAAAUUCUUCAAAGUUUGGCGAGAUUCCAUGCCACGCGCUCUCCAAGCCAAAGCAGCGCGUGAGCGUGAUCGUCAAAGUACACUUCGCCAUUUCAUAUCGAAGUGGAUUCAAACUUAUCGAUCCAAAAUAGCUCUAAAAGCUGUAGCACGUGCACGAUAUCUCCGUCUCCCCACUGCUCGACCGACCUUAGAUCCGUCAGGUUCAGCGCUCUCCACAAACCACAAUCUGUUCCCACGUCGCUUUUUACGCCAACCUGAUGAUGAUGAUGAAAAAGACAUUCCAACAUCAUAUCCGGUAGGCCGCGCACCCGGCGGAAAUCUUGGUCUCCUGCGACCACCUCGAAGUACGGGGUACAAUUCUCUUCUACCUUCACACUUCGGAGCGCGUGCAUCGAGUCCAACGCCGUCCAAAGCAUCGUCAGCACGUCCGCAGAGUAGGGCAGAUAGUCCAGCGCGAUCGAAAGCAUCGUUGGCACGUCCGCAAAGUAGGGCAGAUAGUCCACCGCGAUCGAAAGCAAGUUCUGUUGGCUCCGCUGAACCUGGAAGCCGCAAGCUUUGGUUAGAGCUUCAAGAAGUACAACGCAAGUCAAGAUCCCCAUUCCGGGAGACGAAGAAACCCCCAUAA
This is a messenger RNA of Laccaria bicolor S238N-H82, 3312 nucleotides long. RefSeq lists its product as uncharacterized. The transcript is spliced from 13 exons. Lineage: Eukaryota; Fungi; Basidiomycota; Agaricomycetes; Agaricales; Hydnangiaceae. The coding region runs from base 1 to 3312 and encodes 1103 amino acids. The record is from RefSeq and is a predicted model, not a curated record.